GUCAAUGUCAAACAAGCUUGUAUCAGCUGUUCUUACCGAUUGCAGCAGCAGCAGCAUCCGCAGAUAAAGUACGCGGCAGCCUGGACCAGGUAGUUAUUGUUUAAACUACUCUAUGCGCGCAUCUUUACUGUAGGCUAGCAGAAGAAAGUGCCUGGUUGAUCUUCUCAGGAAACAUGAACUCUGUACCAGGGAGAAGUGUUCUAUCGCUGUGCAGACGCACCACGAGCGCUCUACGGUUGCUCGCCAGCCCGCCAGGUCACCCUGUCACUCGCGGGAUAGACAAUACCAUCUUAGGGACAGUACGGGUCUGCCACUCGGGGGCUAACCGCAGCGUUAGCACCAAGAAGCGAGGCUAUGAUAUCACCAGAAAUCCACAUCUUAACAAGGGCAUGGCGUUCACUCUGGAGGAACGUCUGCAGCUGGGCAUCCACGGCCUGCUGCCCCCCUGCUUCCUAACGCAAGACGUCCAGGUGCUGCGGGUCAUGAAGAGCUAUGAGACGCGCACCAACCCCCUCGACAAGUACAUCUUGCUGAUGACGCUACAGGACCGUAACGAGAAGCUCUUCUACCGGCUGCUGACGUCAGACAUCGAAGAGUUCAUGCCCAUUGUUUACACGCCUACCGUGGGCUUGGCCUGCCAGCAGUACGGCUUGGCCUUCCGCAGACCCAGAGGUCUCUUUAUCACCAUUCAUGACAAAGGCCAUAUCGCUACAGUGCUGAACUCUUGGCCAGAGGAGAACAUCAAGGCCAUUGUGGUGACAGAUGGUGAGCGUAUCCUGGGCCUUGGUGACCUGGGCAGCUAUGGCAUGGGCAUCCCCGUGGGCAAGCUAGCCCUGUACACAGCAUGUGGAGGAGUGCCACCCCAGCAGUGUCUGCCAGUGCUGCUGGAUGUUGGCACCGAUAACCAGUCUCUUCUGGACGACCCUCUGUACAUUGGGCUGAAACACAAGAGAAUACGUGGGAAAGAGUACGAUGAUCUCAUUGAUGAGUUCAUGCAGGCCGUAACCGACAAGUAUGGAAUGAACUGCCUAAUUCAAUUUGAGGACUUUGCCAACGCCAAUGCCUUCAGAAUUCUCAAUAAAUACCGAAACCACUACUGCUCCUUCAAUGAUGAUAUCCAAGGCACAGCCUCUGUUGCUGUGGCAGGAGUUCUGGCCGCUCUGAAGAUCACCAAGAACAAGUUGUCUGACCACACAUUUGUGUUCCAGGGAGCUGGAGAGGCUGCGUUGGGCAUUGCACAUCUGCUUAUUAUGGCCAUGGCUAAGGAGGGAGUAUCCAAAGCAGACGCAGCAAAGAAGAUCUGGAUGGUCGACUCCAAAGGCCUUAUUGUCAAGGGUCGUGGCAACCUAAACCACGAGAAGGAAGAGUUUGCUCAUGAGCACGCUCAGGUGAAGACACUAGAGGAGGUGGUGGAGAUCAUCAAGCCCACAGCUAUCAUCGGUGUGGCGGCCAUCGGAGGUGCUUUCACCGAGAAGAUCAUCAAGAACAUGGCAUCCUUCAACGAGAGACCCAUCAUCUUCGCCCUGAGCAACCCCACCAGCAAAGCAGAGUGCACAGCAGAGCAGUGCUAUAAACUCACUGAGGGCAGGGGCAUCUUUGCUAGCGGGAGCCCCUUUAAGAAGGUGACCCUGGCGGAUGGCCGCACAUUCCACCCCGGCCAGGGCAACAACGCUUACGUCUUCCCCGGAGUUGCCCUGGGUGUCAUUGCCUGCGGAGUGCGUCACAUCUCCGAUGACAUCUUCCUUAAAAGUGCCGAGGCCAUAGCAGAGAUGGUGACGGAGGAGCACCUGGCGGAGGGCAGACUCUACCCCCCUCUCAGCACCAUCAGGGAGGUGUCCUUCAAGAUCGCCGUCAAGCUCGUGGACUAUGCCUACAGGAAUAACGUUGCGUCCCUGUACCCGGAGCCCAAGGACAAGGAGGCUUUCAUUCUGUCCCACGUCUACAACGCCGACUACGAUUCCUUCGUCCUAGACAGCUACGACUGGCCGGUAGGCGCCCAGAAGGUCCAGGAUGUGUAGACCGCUACCAGUGCCAGAACUGAUGCCACGGUCGCACUCUUUUUUUUUUUUUUUCUCUCUCUCUCUCUCUCUCUCUCUCUCUCUCUCUCUCUCUCUCUCUCUCUCUCUCUCUCUCUCUCUCUCAAAAUCCUCUGCUCUGUUUUUAAUAAGGAUAGACAGAGGGGAGGAAAAGAGACUGAAAGCAGUGCAUAGGGGAGGAAAACGAGUUGCUCGUCACUGUUUUUACUCUUUAUCUCCCAUGCCGUCAGACGGAGGGUGUGUGCAGAAGACGGGGAAGGGAGAGUGGAGGGAGAAAUCCUCCGCCUGUUUUUCUCUCUGAAUUUCACCUUGUCAUCCCCCUCUCUAUCCCUCCAACUCUCUCUUUCUCUCCCCCUCUCUCUUGUUUUUAAAGACAAAGACAUAUCUAUAUGACGCCUCUUUUUUGCCGUUACUCAUCCAGCCAACUAGGGCCAAUCACCACCCAACACUUUCCUGCAGUGUAGCAUUUUGUAUUACUAAUGUAAUUUUCUUUUUUGUAUCCAGCCCAUGUGUCAAGUGCUCUUGUCUGUGCCCAGUGUGGCCUGUACCAAAAUGAAAUGAACUGAACUGGCACCCGUUUGUAUGCCCACUCAUCUUCCUUAGAUGCCGCACGCAUGUACACACUCCCUGCUGACUGAUGGAACCAGUUCAGCUCAGAGCUCCAUGGCUAAACUAGGCAUGUCUUUCAUGUUCUCUGUGGACAUGUGCUUUGUGGACUGUGGCUCUUAUAGAUUAUUUCAUCAUCAUUGUGGAAGUUAAUCAUGGCUUUUAUAAAGUACCGCACAAAAUGGCUACGGAAUACAUUUUAUAAGAAGGUAUUUAGCUCUGUGUUCUAAAGUAUGACAUUUUUGUUACCGUCACUGUUAUUAGCUUUUCAUUGAAAGCACUUCUAAAUGCCCAUGAUUUCAUUAGACUUCCUCUCCCAACUUGCCUGAGCAGCAGAGAGGGUUUAGAUAAGAGGUUAUUUUUGUAUAAAGUCUGCCAGCACAAACUGACAAGGUGCCUGUGACUGUCUGAAUGUUUGAAUACUAAGAGACUACUGCAUUAUGGUGGUAGACGUAAUUAUUUGUGUGCCGUUCUUUUGUCCGUUCUCUGAGUCCGGUCCUGUUUUCUUGUUUUCUAUGAUGGUUUUAGUUAAGUAGAAUUUUAUUAGGCCAAAGUUUCAGAGGAAGGGAAAAAAAAUGUGCCGAUGAAUAGCCACACAGUUCUGUGUGAGCGUGAGUGAGUGUCUCUGUGUGUUUCCUUCUAUUUCCAUUACGUCCAAGCUUGAACCUGCUCGUGUCUUGCUACAGUAGAAGCCCUGUUUCUGCUCUGACUUUUAGAACAUGCUUUACAAGUGAUGCACUACAAAGGAAUUGUAUUCCAUGGAGGGUUUUUUUUUUGAAGGCAAUAUACAACAAAAUAAAAAAAAAACAUAUGCUUUUGCAA
Molecule: messenger RNA, 3464 nt
Organism: Alosa sapidissima (American shad)
Lineage: Eukaryota; Metazoa; Chordata; Actinopteri; Clupeiformes; Clupeidae
Gene: me3
Product: malic enzyme 3, NADP(+)-dependent, mitochondrial
Exons: 15
Coding region: 174-2018 (614 amino acids)
Biological process (GO): malate metabolic process; pyruvate metabolic process
Cellular component (GO): mitochondrion
Molecular function (GO): malate dehydrogenase (decarboxylating) (NADP+) activity; NAD binding; malate dehydrogenase (decarboxylating) (NAD+) activity
Source: RefSeq, a predicted model, not a curated record